CGUGACCAACGUAGAGUAGAUACUUAAGUAAAUACUUAUACACGACAGAGAUUUGUGUCGAGCUUGUUAAGCCAAAGAAUAAACCUAAUUAUAGAUGAAAUCUUUUGUAGUUAAAGAAAAUGAAAUCACAAUAACUCUCCAUUCCACUUGGAAUUGCUAACUGUUGUUAAAGACAAUUGUGGUGUACGCCAAUUUGAAUUUCAAAACUUGUUUGCCGUCAACGGCCGGUGAUGGGUGUUUGUAUGUGAAUUUGUAACGUUUACUAUAAUGCUUAACAAAAAACAUUUGACGAAAACAUUUUCGCCUGAUAAAUUAAAGAAAUGUGCGAAGAAACAGUUAUUGAUCAAUGGAACGAAGCCGAGUACAAGUGGAAGUACCGCUUUAACGAUACAAACCCAAUCUGGCUCACAAACAAGUAUUAAGGUAAUUGUAAGGGUUCGACCACAGAAUGAACUUGAACUGCAGGACAAUUGUAGAACCAUCAUUAAAGUUGUUGACGAUAAAAUGUUGAUUUUCGAUCCAAAGGAGGAUGAAAAUCCUUUCUUUUAUCGUGGGAUUGUUCAGAGGGGUCGAGACUUACUUAGGAAACAAAACAAAGAAUUACAGUUCAUUUUUGACAAAAUCUUCGAUAUGCAAUCUACUAAUAAUGAUGUAUUUGAAGGAAGUACCAAAGAUUUAAUUGCCAGUCUGUUAGAUGGUUAUAAUUGUUCUGUAUUUGCUUAUGGUGCAACGGGUGCUGGCAAAACUCAUACGAUGCUUGGCUGCAACAAAGACCCCGGUAUCACUUACAGAACAGUGGCAGAACUAUUUUCGCAAAUAGAAAGUCAAGGUGAACAUCGUGAAUUUAAUUUAGGUGUAACAUAUUUGGAAGUUUAUAAUGAGAAUGUACAAGAUCUUUUACAUAAAUCUGGACCUUUACAUUUGAGAGAUGAUGGUAGAUAUGGUAUUAUAGUUGCUGGUCUUAAGGUAAUUACCAUUCAAAAUGCAGAAGAAUUAUUGUCUCUUUUGGCAAAGGGUAAUAGAAAUCGUACUCAGCAUCCUACCGAUGCAAAUGAGGAAAGUAGCAGAAGUCAUGCUGUCUUCCAGGUUUAUAUUAAUAUUACCAACAAACUUGAUGGUCAAGUGCGACAAGUAAAAUUAUCUAUGAUAGAUUUAGCUGGAUCCGAAAGAGCCUCUGCCACAGGAAGUAAAGGAGCAAGGUUUAAAGAAGGUACAAAUAUCAAUAAGUCUUUACUGGCGCUUGGAAAUUGUAUUAACAGUUUGGCCGAUGGUGCAAAACAUAUAACUUAUAGAGAUUCUAAACUGACACGAUUAUUGAAAGAUUCGCUAGGUGGGAAUUGUCAGACAGUUAUGAUAGCUAAUAUUGCACCCUCUAGUUUUAGUUAUGAAGAUACAUAUAAUACUUUACGAUAUGCAAAUAGAGCAAAGAAAAUAAAGACUCACAUAAAGAAAAAUAUUAUAUCUUGUGAAAUGCAUGUAACUGCAUACAUAAAAAUGGUGGAGGAACAAAAAAAAGAAAUAAAUUACUUGAAGCAAAAGCUAUUAGCUUUAGAAAAUGGUUCGGUGGAUGUUUUGCAACCGCCGGAUGUAUUACGACCGUCGGAAAAUGCAAAAGUAAAUGAGGAGAUAGAGAGUAAAUUGACCCAACUAUUUCAAAAGAAGAAAGUUCUAAAUGAAAAGAUCUUAUCAUUAGAAAGCGCGGAUAAAAUAUUAUGUUGUAGAAUUCAGUAUAAGAAAGCAGCUGAUGAGAGAUUACAUAAUCUCACAGCAACUGUUGAUGCUACAAGUUCAGAAGAACACAAUGCUAGUGGUAAACUGCGUGUGAAUAAAUCUUUACAAUACUUUGAACGACAAAGAGAUUCCUUGAAAACACAGAUGAUAGUAACAUGGGAGGAAUUGUGCUCAUGUGAAACAGAAUUACAGAAACUGAAAACAGAAAUCACAUCGCAAAAACUUGAAAAAUUAGAAGAUAUUAUUUCACAAAGAACUUGUGAAGUAGAAAAAGCUAGACUGCAACAGCAGUAUGAGCAUGUUAAAAAGAUUUGUAAUCUUCAACAAUGUGAAAUGUUGUCCAAUUAUUCAAUCAUUAAAACAAUGAGUAUAACAUUGCAAAAUUAUUACAACACAAUGAGAAAUAAUGGAGCAAUGACAGACACAAUGAAAGACGAAUUCAGACAAUUGAUUAAGUUGUUAGAAGGAGUGAGAAAUAUUAAGUGGUCAGACGUGGAAACUAUUGAUCAUGAAGAACAUUUUUAUAGUUUAACUUGUCUUCUUAGUACAUCUAACUUGAUGGAUCCCCUCCACAGUAAAGUACCAGUAUUUACAACAUGUGCCUUAAAUAAUCAAAAUCAAGAUAAUUGUUCAAAAGAUGCUUUGAAUACGACUUUUAAUGCAUCCAGUUCAAACACAGAUAGCGCUUCUGAUUUGCAUAAUGUUACUGUUACUUUGCUAGAUGGUUCAAAUUCAACUGUUAAGAAAGAUAUAACGGAAUCGGACGAAAAUGCGGCAGAAGAACGUAGUAUUGAUAUUUGUACUCAAGGAAAUACGAGAAAGCGUGUUCUUGUAGACAAAAAUCGUGGAGAUAGUGGAAAAACACCCACAAAACAACAAAAAAAGAUAUUCACGAAAUAUAAAGAUUCACUGGAUUUAUCAGGAUUCAAGGGUAAAGAAAAUAAACAUGUACAAAAGUCGCAUACAAUGAUGAGUGCAAAAAGUAUUGCCACGUUAAAUAAAUUAAAAGCGGAUAAAUUUAAAAAAGAUAGUUUUGAUAUGAAUACAACACCAGCAGCCUUGAAAGUAGUAAGGGAGAAAGAAAGACGUGGAUUAAUGACAACACAUCCAUAUCAGAAACCAAAUGGGAAACAAAAAUCUGCUUCGGGUAUGCCCUCGUCCCGAGGACCAUGGUUGUAGAGAUUGAUACUAUAUCGAGAAAUCUAUGUAAUUAUUUAUGUUUGAGCCAGUAAAUAAGAUGCGCAGAGAACUGGCUAAACAGUCCAUAUCUGUAUUACAAUAUAAGUGCAAAAAUUAUUAGUAGAAAACUAUAAAAAUCUAAAAAAUACUAAAAUUAUUAAAAUAAUUCUUUUUUUGAAAAACAACUUACUUAUCGUACUUGUAUAGAUUAUAUUACUUAAGCUACGUCUGAUAAAUGUAACUGUAUUUUGUAAUGUGCUUCUUUACUAAAAGAUUUCAUAAUUUACGCUACGCGUCCAGCUGAGAGUAUUUUAACGAACUGUUUGAAAGACUGAACACGAAAUGGAUAAAGACAAUAAAUGAAUCAAUUUAAAUUUAUUUUAAAUAGUUUCUUUCUUUUAUAUACAUAUAUAUUGUAUAUAAUGCAAUAUUAUAUAAUGCAAUGAAUACAAAAACUUACAACAAGAUUUCU
Nomia melanderi (Alkali bee) is the source of this 3382-nucleotide messenger RNA. Its product is annotated as Kinesin-like protein at 67A. The record is from RefSeq and is a predicted model, not a curated record. Gene Ontology annotation, molecular function: microtubule motor activity; microtubule binding; ATP binding. Gene Ontology annotation, biological process: microtubule-based movement. Lineage: Eukaryota; Metazoa; Arthropoda; Insecta; Hymenoptera; Halictidae.